Crotalus tigris (Tiger rattlesnake) is the source of this 4471-nucleotide messenger RNA. RefSeq names its product RIC8 guanine nucleotide exchange factor A (gene RIC8A). Gene Ontology annotation, molecular function: guanyl-nucleotide exchange factor activity; G-protein alpha-subunit binding. NCBI's taxonomy places the organism in Eukaryota, Metazoa, Chordata, Lepidosauria, Squamata, Viperidae. Gene Ontology annotation, cellular component: cytoplasm; plasma membrane. Bases 354 to 1988 code for a protein of 544 amino acids. The transcript has 12 exons. Gene Ontology annotation, biological process: G protein-coupled receptor signaling pathway. The record is from RefSeq and is a predicted model, not a curated record.
CAGGGCUGUCCUGUAAUAGGAAGCGGGCGCGGGCGCCUAGGCAAGCGGAGGUGAGAGGGAUAAGGCAGGUCUUCGCGCGCGGAACGCCCGUCCGUCUCGGGAGUCAAGGGGAAGCUCCUCGCUGGAGCGCCUUUGGAGUUUCCGCCCCAGGCAGAGAAAUGCUGCGGGCGACCUUCUUUAUUACGCAAUAGAGAAAUGAGGACAAUGGGUGGAGGAGGUGAUUUGAGGAGCUACAGCAUGCAGUUAUCUGUUUUAAGCUGUUUAACAAGGACUCUUUGCAUCAGUAAAUAUCCAGCCACGCCACAAAGUCUUCUACAAAUUUCACUGCAGUCAGCCUGUUCCUCUGGGCAGACAUGACACUCCAAGCUGUGCUAGAGACUGUAGAAAAUGGGAAGCAAGAUACUGUCCUCAAGGUGCUACAAAUCUACAACCAGGAGAAUGCUCCUUGUUUCACCUUUGAUGAUGAAGAACAGGAAGAAAGAAAGAAACUGGCCAUGCUUCUGAUCAAGUUCUUGGAGAGAGUUCUCCAGCCAUCUUGUCAAGUGACAUGCUUGGAAAGCAUACGAAUUCUGUCCCGGGAUAAAAAAUGCCUUGGCCCUUUCACCACCAUGGAAAGUUUGAAGACACUAGCCAGGCAUGCUGGGAUUGUUUACAGGGAAGAGCAAAUCCUGGAGGUUCCUGAUCUGGAUGUAAUUCUGGAGGCACUUAAAUGCCUCUGUAAUAUUGUCUUCAGUAGUCCCCGGGCUCAAGAACUGAUGUCUGAGGCUCGGUUUGUGGUGGGCCUUGCAGAUCGCAUCAAACUCUAUAAUGAGAGAAACUUCCCCCAUGACAUAAAAUUCUUUGACCUGCGCCUUCUCUUUUUAUUGACGGCACUAAGGGUGGAUGUUCGGCAGCAGGUUGCACAAGAACUUCGCGGUAUUGGUUUAAUGACAGAUACCCUGGAACUUACCUUGGGAGUGAAAUGGAUUGAUCCUCAUGAGGUAGCCGCUAAAGGGGAUCCUUCCCUACCGUUACCUCGGCAGGAGACAGAGCGUGCUAUGGAAAUCCUGAAGAUCCUCUUCAAUGUCACUUUUGAUACCAACAAAAAGGAAGUGGAUGAGGAAGAUGCUGCUCUGUACCGACGUCUAGGUGCCCUUCUCCGUCACUGCCUGAUGAUUUCAGCAGAUGGCGAUGAUCGGACAGAAGAAUUUCACAGCCAUACAAUCAAUCUUUUGGGCAAUCUGCCUCUCAGGUGUUUAGAUGUUUUGCUGACUCCCAAGGUCCACCGAGGCUCCCUUGAAUACAUGGGAGUCAAUAUGGAUGCUGUCAAUGUUCUCCUGAGUUUCCUUGAUCGACGUCUUGAUAGGGGUCACAAACUCAAGGAGAGUCUUACUCCAGUGUUGAACUUGCUGACUGAAAGUGCCCGGGUCCAUCGACAGACAAGGAAAUUCCUUAAAUCAAAGAUACUUCCUCCAUUACGGGAUGUGAAAAAUAGACCUGAGGUGGGAAACCUGCUGAGAAAUAAACUUGUACGCCUCAUGACUCAUAUUGACACGGAUGUGAAACACUGUGCUGCUGAGUUCCUGUUUGUACUCUGCAAGGAAAGUGUGUCACGGUUUGUGAAGUACACGGGAUAUGGAAAUGCUGCUGGUCUUCUUGCAGCCCGAGGCCUCAUGGCUGGGGGACAGACCGAAGGAGAAUACUCUGAGGAUGAAGAUACUGAUACAGAGGAAUACAAGGAAGCAAAACCCAACAUUAAUCCUAUUACUGGACGUGUGGAGGAAAAGCUUCCUAAUCCAAUGGAAGGAAUGACAGAUGAACAGAAGGAGCUUGAAGCAAUGAAACUGGUGAACAUGUUUGACAAACUCUCCAGACAGCAAAUCAUCAGACCAAUGGGCCUGGAUCCUGAUGGCAAUUUAAGCUCUAUCAACGUAACCUCCCUGGAUGAAGCUGUUCAUCAGAUAGCUGAGCAGAGGUUAUCAUCUGAUUCUGAUUUGGAAAUAGACUAAGUCAUCCUUUUCUAUUUCUCACAAGUCUAUGGACCUGCUACUUUCUCUAUAUAUCAGGACUGAUCUUCUGAUACAAACACCUGGAAAAAGACUUUUGGUGGCUUAGAUUCCUCCACCCAGAUCGAUCUAAUUUCUGCUUCGGCAGCCCUACAGCACUUCUUCUCUGGAAAUAUUUUUACAGCUUUGUCUUUCUGACUGUCUUUUCUCCUCAGUGUUUAAGAGUCUCACCCUCUGAUGCAUUCCAAAGUCUUUCCAGCAUAUUUGCAUGGAUGCAAGACAGGGUGAUUUCAAAUGAGCUUAUAGCACAUGGAACACUAAGAGUACAUGCAUGUAGUCAAUUGUUUAGGAAGAAAAAAAUGUAUGAAUUAGGACAUAUGUUAAUCCCUGAGCCAAGCACAACAUUUAAAACUGUCAUGGUUGACACACAGGGGAUCUGUAGGCAAAUAUGAAUGUGUAUGUAUAGUAUACAUGUCUAGAAAUAUAAAAAUGUGUGAACAAAGUAAGUGUGCAUUUUUAUGAAUGUAUUAUUUGACAAUCAAUGUAGUUGCAUAGCAUUCCUUUUCAGAACACCUUAAGGAUGGUUGGAAAUCUUCACGAAAGAGCCAUUGUUGAAAGUAUGAGCGUGUGCAUGUAUUUUGUGUGUGUGUAUCUGUGCGUGUGUGUGUAGGUGCAAGGAAGUACUUUAAAUAAAUAUGGGAAUGUAGAAUUUCCUGGGAAGAAAGGAGAACUAAAGACAGGGAAGCCAACAAUUGCAGUGAAAUGAAGAGACAGCAAGUGGACCAGCUCUUUUGGAUUCCUCUCCAGACAAGGAGAAGACUAAGGAUUGCCCAUAUAUGGUCCAGACAGUUGCUCCUCAUGAAGUGUCCAGCAAGUUUAGCACUUUGGGAGACAAGAGAGCACUAUCUCCAUCCAAGCUGCAGUCAGUGUCUUUAUAGACACAUGGUUUGCAUACUUCCUUUUUUAAUCACUUGGAAAUUGCUUACUAGCUGCUUUCAGAAUCCUUGGAACAACAGAUUUUAGAGCAAUGAGUAAGUUUCCUUCCAUCCUUAGCAAGAGAAGUUUUAAAUUAAGUUUAAGGACUUAAAAAAAUGUUUUUACUAAAUAGCACAAAAGGUUAGAACAUUGAUUUUGAAAAAUUAAAAUUGGAAUAAGGGUCCAGAUAAAUUUGAAAUAAAAUUUUGAAAUUAAUUAUAAGAAUCCUUCCCAGGGGGAAAUGCUGUCCUUUUAGAUUCUUUAAACAAAAUAUAAUAACAUUGUAAAAAUUGGAUUAUGAAGAUAAUAAAGGGGAAGAACAUUUAAACUUGACUUAUUAGUACAGAAUGGAACAAAAUAUUGUAAGAUUGGACUUUUUGAGGGAUACUUGUGAACAAUGGCUCAAAAGUUAAGUUUCAGAAUGUCUGCCGUUAUAAAAAGACUGUGUUUAAAAGAUGUUAUAGAAGAGAACAAGUUUUCCUGGAUAAGACUGAGAUGACCUAAAAGUAAUUUAAAAAUGACAGGCUACAAAAAUUAUGUAGAAAAAGAUGCUACACUGAAUAUAAAAAUAAAACCGUUUGAUUUCUUAAUAAUUAAAAGAGAUAUACAAAUAAUAAAUAAAAAGAGUGACCUGGAUAUCUUUCCUAUAUUGGACUUACAAGAGACUUGUUAAAGUUUUGAAGAAUUUUGUGAAAAGAAUUGUGAGAAUGAAAAAAAAAAUCACGUUCUAAAACAUUUGAAGGGAUCAAAAAUCAAGAUUGUUAAAAGUAAAAGGUAGAAAUAUAAAAUUGGUUUAUUUGAUUUAAGUUAAAAUAAAUGUUAUCUCUGGUAAUGCUUAAUGAAUAUUUGCUGAUCAAGGACUAAAUGAUGAAGUUUUAAGGAUUUGUUUAGAGAUGAGAUCUAGUAAAAAGAUAAUUUGCAUUUUAAGAGAAGAUAAAAAGGAUAUUAAAAUUGUUUAUGCUUGUGGUGGGAGAAGUCUUUUCUUUAUAUUUUUCCUUACUAUAUUUUUUUCUUUUCUGUAUUCUGCACUAUUUUUUCUGUUCAUUUUAUUUUUUCCUAGUUUGUAUUAGCAUUUAAAAUUUUAAUUGUAAUGUUUAAUAAAAUACCGCACAAAAUAAAAUAUGGGGAAUAUAUGGGAAAGAGAUAUAUUUUGUCCACAAUGAAGUAUAUGUAGAUACAGUAUUUGCAAUAGGACUUUGAUCUUUUCAGUCUAACACUACUUUUGUGUUCCUCCUCCUACGUGUUUAGUUGUCUGAAAUAAUAUUGCUCUUUGAACUGUUGAGACAAAAGACUGCUUUAUUUCCAUAAAUUAUCUGCUUUAUUUUCUGUAUUUCAAUACCAUUUUGCAUUCACAGGUUACUUUUAUCCUUUACCUGAAUUUAAACUUCCUAGUUUAGAAAGGAAUUCCAUUUCCCAGCUUGUUUUCAUUUUACUAGCAAUUCAAAACUUAGCACAAAUGUACAUUAAAAAUUUUCAUUGGAAUAAACAAACCCUUCCAAUACCAAGGUGUA